Dreissena polymorpha is the source of this 787-nucleotide messenger RNA. Its product is annotated as S-formylglutathione hydrolase-like. Gene Ontology annotation, molecular function: S-formylglutathione hydrolase activity. Gene Ontology annotation, cellular component: cytosol. NCBI's taxonomy places the organism in Eukaryota, Metazoa, Mollusca, Bivalvia, Myida, Dreissenidae. The coding region runs from base 1 to 423 and encodes 140 amino acids. The transcript has 5 exons. The record is from RefSeq and is a predicted model, not a curated record. Gene Ontology annotation, biological process: formaldehyde catabolic process.
AUGUCCACAUUUGGUCUCAGUAUCAAUGCUAAUAGGUUAAGUGACUGCUAUGAUGAUUUUUCCAACCCAAUCAAAGCACCGUGGGGGAUCAAAGCUUUCACAGGAUAUCUUGGAGGGGACCAGUCUAAAUGGCAGGAGUAUGAUGCCACAAAACUGGUGAAGAAGUACACUGGUCCUGCCCUUAACAUGCUUGUUGACCAGGAAAAGGCAGACAACUUCUAUGUGGAAGGACAACUCCUGCCUGACAAUCUGUCAGCUGAAUGUGCGUCCAACAAUGUGCCAAUCAAUCUGAGGAUACAUGAGAUAACCUUAGAAUUCUUUGACAAACAAUCAUGCACAUUGGGUUAUGACCAUAGCUACUAUUUCAUCGCCACAUUCAUAGAGGAACACAUCAACCACCACGCCAAGUUUCUCUUCCAGUGAAUGACAAUGCAAUACCAACAGCAGUUGCAUAAGCUGCACUGACUUGAUUUUAAUUUUAUCCAGCCUCUGUUUAAACAUUGGCCAAAUUAAGCAGGGUCGAAUAAACUUCCCUACAGUAUCUUCGGUCAACAGGAAGUAGUGUAUUCAUACGCACGCUGUGACGAUUCACAUGUUCUAAUAUUUGACCUUUGAAAUUUAUUGGGACACAUCAUGAAUGUUAACGUUAUAUUGUAUAUCCUCCUUUUUUUCUUCUUUAAAAUAUAUUACCGAGCCAGCUUUCCGUAUUUAUCAUUUUCAUUAUACUUGAUUACGCAAUUUAUGACGUAUCUAGUGCGACGUCAUUUCUCUGACGAAACAUAGUUAU